AUGCCAUCGCUAUCCCUCCUUAGACGGGGGUCCAAACAACACGACCAACAACCGUUAGCGGUCCAACGGCCACAAACAAGUCCACGAAAGGAAGAUGGAAGCGGGUUGCAGCUGAGUGCGGGCACCGGCACCGAAACACUCGCAGGAUCGGGAUCAGGAUCAGGAACGGGCGAACGGGAGCGCAAGUCGUCCAAACGGGAUUUCUUUGGCGGGCUACUGGGUCGUAGCAGAGGCCGCACCACGACGUCGUCGCCGGCCACCUCUGGACGCGGGACCGGUGCGGAGUCACCCACCAAGCUUCCUGUAAGUGCCCAUUCCGCUUGUUCUCUUACUCGAGGCUUGUUCCUGUCCCUGUCGUUCCAUUCAGACUAUUUAUUGUCUGCUCUCCGUAUUCCCACCGUUCACGAGCCUGUCGUUCUAUUUCCCACCUUUUUGUGGUUCUGUUGGUCUCCUCCCCCCACCAGGCAAGGUCCCUGA
Molecule: messenger RNA, 477 nt
Organism: Colletotrichum truncatum
Lineage: Eukaryota; Fungi; Ascomycota; Sordariomycetes; Glomerellales; Glomerellaceae
Source: RefSeq, a predicted model, not a curated record